AUGCUACCCUCACUUCUCUUCACCCUGCUGAGCGGUGCCGCUUUCAUCCAUCCCACCAUUGCCUCUCCAUCCGUCAUCCUUGAAAAAGUCGAAGCCAAAUCCAUUCCACCAGGCUGGUCAUUCGACCACAACGCCAUCUCCACCGAUAAAAUCACACUCACCAUCGCCCUCAAAGAGCCUGGCUUUGCCGAUGUCAAAGCAAGGCUACACCAACGCCAGUUUGGGGGUAACAACCACCACCUUUCAAGAGAUCAGCUCCACACUUACCUCCAGCCCAAAAACAAGAAUAUCGAAACAGUAAAAUCCUGGCUAAGGUCCAACGCAGGAGUCAAAAAUGUCCACGUCCAGGGGAGUUUGCUCUCCUUUGAGGCAACAGCGCAACAAGUCAAGGACUUGUUCUCUGCUGAUCUGAAGUAUUACACUUACUCUUCCGACGAUGACGACGAGAAUAUCCUCAGGACCACCGCUCUCAGGGCGUUGUCGUAUAGCAUCCCAUCCUGGCUCCGUGCCUACAUCGACUUUGUGCACCCCAUAACCAACUUCAUGCCCCCGCGUAAAGCAGGUCGUCCGACCAAAAAGCCAACUCCCAAUAAGCCAACCACCACCAAGAAAGCAUCAUCUUCAAGCGCAAAAGCAACCCCGACCAAGAAAGCAACCUCGACCACCACAAAGAGGACAUCCCCUACCACCCCGAAGGUUCUAACUUCAACAACCACUAGAAGGACCUCAACCACUACCAUCAAAAAGACAAGCUCCUCUACCAAGAAACCAACCACCACCUCCCGGCCCAUAGGCAUCCCAAUCAUCACCUCGGCGCUCUCCCAAGAAACCGGUCUCCCAGAUCCGGAAGAGCCCUACGAAGGCAACUACCCUUGCCUUGUAGCCACCUCCCCUCGCUGUAUUAAGCAGCUCUACAACAUUACCUACCCGCCCUACAACCCCGCUAGCUCCCCCCGUUCCCCCGUAAACUUUGGUGUCGCGGGCUUCCUAGAACAAUGGAUCCUCCACGCCGACGUCGCCGACUUUCUCUCUCAAUACCAACCCGACUACCUCUACCGGUCCGCCACUCCCACCGGUCCCUACAACUUCACAGUCGAGCUCAUCAAUGGCGGCAUAAACCCCCAAAACGACCCCGCCAACGCCGGAAUAGAAGCCAGUCUGGAUGUCGAGUACGCCAUGGCGCUCGGGUACCCUACCAAUGUCAUCUACUACGUCACCGGAGGCAGAGGAACAAAACUCGACCGUGACGGCAACCCCUCCUCCCCCGAAGAAACAGACAACGAGCCCUACCUCGAGUUCCUCGAAGCCCUCCUCGCCAAACCAGACGCCGAACUCCCCCACGUCCUGAGCAUCAGCUACGCCGACGACGAGAUCUCCGUUCCCCGACCCUACGCCCUCCGAGUCUGCGAUUUAUUCGCCGCCCUUGCAGCGCGGGGCGUCUCGACCUUUGUCGCGAGCGGCGACGGCGGAGCAGCGGGGACAGGCCAAACCCGCUGCGUCAUGAACGACGGGUCCGGGCAGAAGAAAAUGUUCAUCCCCACCUUCCCCGCCAGCUGCCCCUACGUCACCGCCGUCGGGGCGGUAGACAACGUCGCGCCGCCGUUUACGGGAGAGGACUUCAGCGCCGGGGGGUUCAGCAACUACUUUGACCGCCCAAGCUGGCAAGACGAGGCCGUCAAGCCUUACGUCGACGGGUUCGUCAGUCGCGGUGACUCACGGGUGGGGCUCUUCAACAGCACGGGGCGGGCGAUGCCGGAUAUUAGCGCUAUCGGGUCCGGGUUUCAGAUCAUCAUGGGUGGAGAAAUGAGCGAGGUCUUGGGCACCAGCGCGAGCGCGCCUGUCGUGGCGGCCAUGGUGGCUUUGAUCAACGACGCGAGGAUGCGCGCGGGGAAACAGAGUCUCGGCUGGCUGAACCCUCUGCUGUAUUCGGCAAAGGUGAGGGCAGUGCUUAGGGAUGUGACGGUGGGCGAGAGCUAUGGGUGCCUGUUUCCUGAUGGCAGCACGCAGGAUGGGUGGCCUGCCGUUCAGGGGUACGAUUGUGUUACGGGUCUUGGUGCUGUCAGGCAGUUUGACGAGCUCAUGGAAGCCCUGCUGUAG
Messenger RNA from Podospora pseudocomata, 2097 nucleotides. RefSeq lists its product as uncharacterized. The record is from RefSeq and is a predicted model, not a curated record. The coding region runs from base 1 to 2097 and encodes 698 amino acids. Gene Ontology annotation, molecular function: tripeptidyl-peptidase activity; serine-type endopeptidase activity. NCBI's taxonomy places the organism in Eukaryota, Fungi, Ascomycota, Sordariomycetes, Sordariales, Podosporaceae. Gene Ontology annotation, biological process: proteolysis. The transcript has a single exon.